AUGGCGGAAGCAACCCUACCCAAAGAGAUGAUAGUGCUUAUCCUCUCCUGGCUUCCCGUGAAAUUGUUACUCCAGUUCACCAGCGUUUCCAAACGUUUCCAUUUCAUCAUUCUCUCAGACCCAAAAUUCGCCGAGUCCCAAUUUCAAGCAGCUCGUGAGCACAAAACCCUAACUUGUAGACUCCUCUGCUCCACCACCACCCCUCGACUCGAAUCCCUUGACUUGGAGACGCCAUCGUUUGGAGACCGUUCCUCUGUUAGGAAGCUCAAACUUCCUCUCCGCCCACCAGCCAAUGAUGUCAUGCCACUAGGCUCUUGCAAUGGUAUUGUAUUUCUCGCAAUUGAUGAGCAAAUAUAUUAUAUGUGGAGCCCAUCAACCGGAUUCUUCAAGAAAUCACCUGAUCCGGGUUUCUCCCCAAAUAACAAGGCGAUCAUCGUUCAUGGUGUUGGCUAUUUGCCGGCCACCGAUGACUACAUAGUUUUCGUAGGCUCCACUGACUUUGUUGAUGACAAGAAUGAGGGCGUAAUUUUCUCGUGCAGAGAUCACGCUUGGAAAACACUUUGUCAGAAAGUAUAUGGGAAUAAUGUCAUAUGGCUAUUCAUCUCUCAAGAAAGUUUAUAUAGUGAUACAUCCAUAUACAGAAAAGAAUGUAAUCAAUCCUAA
Messenger RNA from Rosa chinensis, 663 nucleotides. Its product is annotated as putative F-box protein At3g16210. The record is from RefSeq and is a predicted model, not a curated record. The coding region runs from base 1 to 663 and encodes 220 amino acids. The transcript has a single exon. Lineage: Eukaryota; Viridiplantae; Streptophyta; Magnoliopsida; Rosales; Rosaceae. Gene Ontology annotation, molecular function: protein binding.